CUCUUUUGUUCCGUUUCACCUCAUCGAUUCGCUCCGGCCGCCUCUCAAAUCCGAUCUCUUCGGAUCUCGCGGCUCCAUGAUCUGGUGGCAGAUGGACGUGGUGGAAGCUUUCCGAUCGAUGACAUGGGAGCAGGAGUCAUACCCCGCGUACGCAGACUUCCUGGCCCUGCCUGUCUUCGCGAUGUUCUUCCCCACCGUCAGAUUCUUCCUCGAUAAGUUCGUCUUCGAGACAUUGGCCACAUGGCUUAUACCUAAAACGGUGCAUGAAAACCUCAGUGCUGAAAAUGAGAAGAGAAGAAAAGUCAAAAAAUUUAAGGAGUCAGCAUGGAAGUUUGUUUAUUUUCUUUCAGGAGAGCUUCUGUCCUUGUCUGUUACAUACAAUGAGCCAUGGUUCACAAGGACCAGAUACUUUUGGGUAGGACCAGGAGAUCAGGUCUGGCCUGAUCAGAAAAUAAAAUUAAAACUUAAGGCUGUUUACAUGUUUGCUGCUGGGUUCUACACAUAUUCUAUAUUUGCCCUCAUGUUCUGGGAAACAAGGCGAUCCGACUUUGGAGUGUCCAUGUCUCAUCACAUAGCAACUGUGGUUCUCAUUGUGCUGUCUUACAUAUUCAGGUUUGCACGUGUUGGUUCAGUUGUUUUAGCCAUACAUGAUGCAAGUGAUGUGUUUCUGGAAGUGGGAAAGAUGGCUAAGUAUAGUGGCUCUGAAUGGCUUGCUAACACUUCAUUUCUUCUGUUUGUUGCAUCAUGGGUUUUACUUCGUCUUACAUACUUCCCAUUCUGGAUCCUCCGAAGUACAAGUUAUGAAGUCGUCUUGACUUUGGAUAAGGCAAAGCACAAAUUUGAAGGGCCUAUAUACUAUUAUGUCUUUAACACUCUUCUAUUCUCACUGCUUGUUCUUCACAUCUAUUGGUGGGUUUUAAUCUACCGAAUGCUUGUAAAGCAAAUCCAGGCUAGAGGCCAUGUCGGUGAUGAUGUUCGAUCUGAUUCAGAAGGUGAAGACGAACAUGAAGAUUGACUGGGGAUAUCUUCUGACUAGUGCUGAUAUGUGAAUGAUGAUCCCAUGAAAGAUCACGAUUCAAGUUCAUCGUUAUUAGUGUCUCGAUUUGUGUUUUGUUGAUGAUCUGCCAACUGCUAGUACUCAAAUGGCUCACAAGUUUUGGCCAAAAGAUCAGCCUCUGCUCUAUUUUUAGGUUGGCUCCACAACUAAGCUUGGUUAUAUGGAAUCAAACUUCUUUAGCAUGAUUUUUCCCCAAUUGGUGAGUGGUUGUCAUUAGAGAUACCUCCUCAUACCAGAGAGCAUCUGUAUAUUUUACAAGAGAAACAGAUGGGAUCCACAUAGAGAUUGCUUCUGAUAGGCAUUUGUUCCAUUGCAGCACAUCUUUUGUCAACCAAAAGUGCUGAUGCAUGCUGUAUUCUGUAUUUUAGUCAACAGUUGCAAACUAUUUGCUGAUUUGAUUCUUCUCAUUGAUUCAA
This is a messenger RNA of Musa acuminata AAA Group (dessert banana), 1473 nucleotides long. RefSeq names its product ASC1-like protein 1. The transcript has 6 exons. The coding region runs from base 77 to 1015 and encodes 312 amino acids. Lineage: Eukaryota; Viridiplantae; Streptophyta; Magnoliopsida; Zingiberales; Musaceae. The record is from RefSeq and is a predicted model, not a curated record. Gene Ontology annotation, molecular function: sphingosine N-acyltransferase activity. Gene Ontology annotation, biological process: ceramide biosynthetic process. Gene Ontology annotation, cellular component: membrane.